UAAACAAAAUGGUGGACGAACCGUCACUUUUGGCUGAAAAAAAAAGAAGAUACAACGCUACGAAGAUAAGUCAUUGCUUCAUACUUUCCACUAUGCAUUUUUGAGAUUGAGUGAAAAAUUUGUUUGUUGAAAUAUUGCAAUAACUCGCCUAAAACGCGAUGAAAAUCUACGAAAUCAACACAAAAGAAAGAUUAUGAUAUAUUCUAUACGGUUGUAUGAUCUGGCUGUCCCAAGUAUUUGUUUUCCCAAGUUUUUAAAUUUUGAAUUUACCUGUUACCCUUAUUGGUAUUCUUCUCUCAUUCUCAAUUUUCAUAUAGGUUUUGUGCUGUUAGUCUAUCAACAAAAAGAGGACAGGUUGCUAAGGGAAAUGAAAGUUUAGUCGACCUCUAAACAUAACAGUUAAGACUAGGGAAAGGACCGAGGUUCGAUCCUACUGAUGCUGCACCAAGCUUAAUUUCUAUUUUCCCCACGGGACUUGUAGUUUUAGGUAGACGUGUCGAAAAUUUGUUUACUUCAUUUUCACCUCUAUUCGAGCAUACCGUUUUUUAUUUUUAGUCUUUUAAUAGCUGUGACCUCAAAUUUAUAUUUUGUUGCGUGUUUCAUCAAAUCGGGAAUUGCAAAUCAGUUUUCUUUUGUUUAUGUUGCAUAAAAUUCCCGAUUUGAUUUCUCAUCCGGCGGUAACUUUAAAGGCGAAUAAAUCCACCAAGACAAAGUUUUUCAAUAACAAAAUGUGAUUGCAAAGUUUUUUUAAAAUACCUUAAACUUUUGAUACAUUCCAAACCCCAAUCGGUAUUUUCAUCAGUUUAAUCAAAGUUUUAGGCAAAGAGAAGAAAUUUCACACGCUCAACAUGCGCAAAUUUCUUGAUAUUUGUGCGCAUGGUGUGUAGUCCCUUACAACAAGUGUGUAAGGGUGGUCAGAUUUAUUUAUAUAGCGUUAUUUAGAAGUUGUAUGCGAGGCUCUUAUUUUCAAACAACCCAGAAUAGCCUACGAAGUCAUUUUACCCUAUAAGACGAUCUUUCGAUAGAAAAUUCUUUUACAAAAAUUUUCAAAUUCCUUGUAUUCUUUAAGAAUUCUUAAAUUACAUGUAGUUAUUGCAACAUUGAAUUCAUUUAAUUGCUUGGCGGAGAUGUCAAAAUAUUUUGAAAAGUCGUGCAACGUGUACACUGAUCAGAUAAUAUAUCAAAUAGUUUCCUAAAUCUUUCGUUAAACCAGAGUUUUCGUUAAUGUUUAUAUUUCUGAUAUUGAUGUUUUUGGUGUAUGAAUAUUAAGGGUCAUAUUUCGCCGAGGAGCAUAUCUAAAUUGGGCAUUUAGAACACACUUAAGUGUUUAUGCUGAGCUGAUGCACAGCCACCCACAAGAUUAUAUAAUUAGUUGCUAGAGGGCAAUUUGAUGAGAACAAUAGUUAAAGCGCGUCAUCACUUUAACCCCUGCUGUUUAACUUCUUCCGUGUAGAAGAAAAUUAUGCAGAUAUGGAGCCUCAGUAACAACAUAAUACAAAGAUCGCUAUCGUGAAACUUUGCUUGUUUGUAUAUUAUGCAAAGUAAUAUAGUUUUUUAUUUAAGAUUGGAGGAUUUUGAUUACUUGGACAAUAUUCAUCCCAAUUGGGCAUGCAGAACACACUUACCAAUAGUCACACUCACAUUCAUUGGGUGUGACAUAUUAUACAUUUUGUUAAUGCUGAUCUACGAGAAAGUUCUUCCACAGCAACAAUUUUCCAUGGUUACCAGUUAAGUAAAGAAUACAAGUUAAAACUUAAAAAUUCCUUAUCGGCAGGAUUCCUCUAUCACUAUAUGAAAAUUUAAUAACACUCGAUACUCCCGACAGACUCCUAUGAAACGAUUUAGAAAAGAAAUAAGAGCGAUGAUUCUGAAGACAAAUCAGUUGUUUCUAUGCUGUCUAAUAAUGUUCACUGUGGGAGAUGUAAUUUACCAAACCAUCGCAAUGGAUUCGGAUGAAAAAGUCGAGAUGGAACAAUCAUGGGAGCAACAGAAAAUCAUAAAACUAAACUGGUUUCUUGAACAAGAAGACAAAUCAAGCAACCUGUUAGUCGCACUUCUUGAACAACCAGUAAAGCAAAUCCGGGUGAAAAGGGAUGAGCCAGGUGGAUGCGGUGAUGACCCAGAGACCAUACUAAUCGUGUUCAGUAACAUUAAAACAAGACUAUACAGCGGCCCUUGCAAUGCAAGUUCUCAGAGUAGAAACUUGAAGACAAGGAUUGAAAACGCGUUCGAGACAGUAUUCAAGAAAACGGGCAAUGAUGAAUAUUUGGGAGUUGAAAUAACAAAAUUUAGCUCUGGAAGCGUUAUCGCAGAUAUGGAGGUGUUAUUUAAAAAAGGAGAUGAAACCGGAAUAAUGGAGCUGCUAGCUGCUGUACGAAAUAACUCAUUUGGUGAUUUUGAUGUUGAUCCUAACGCUCUUCAAGUUGUUAUAACAGGUGCAUGUCCACCAAAUGGUCCUGACAUCUGCCCAGGAAAUUCAACAUGUGAAACGCUGACUGAGAGUACAAUAAAAUGCCCUUGCAUUAAAGAUUUUUACUUUGACGGUGUUACAUGCAUAAAAAACGUCGUUGUAAAAGUUGAAAUAAUCUUAGAAAGGGAGUUUACCCCAGCGUUGAAGAACGAAAGCUCAGAAGAAUAUAUAGAGUUGAAAAAGAAUAUUACGAAUAAGCUAACGGAGACUUUUAAAGAUACCCCAAACUUUGAACGCGCGGAAGUCACGGGAUUCAGGAACGGAUCUCUCGUAGUAGAAUUUAGGCUUAUUUACCGGAGAGAUCCAGAUACUAAUAAGAAAGUUGUGGUUGGCGAAACAUUGAAAAAGAAAAUUCUUGAUGAAGGGAAACUUGGAGAGUACAGAAUUAUUAAAGACAAAAUAUAUAUACAAGAACCACCUCCUCCACCAAAGAGUCUUAAUCAUUCCAAGGUCACCGAGGACAGAAUUGACAUUCGUUGGGAAAAACCUGCAGCGAACGACUUUUUCAAAAUAUUUGGUUACAUAGUAAGCCACAAAGAAAAGUCUCAAUUAAAAUACAAGACGCAGAAUAUGUCAUCAGAUGCAUCUAAUGUUGUAUUACGUGAAUUGAAAAGUGAUACAUUUUACGACAUCACAGUCCAUGGAUAUAAUAAAGAGGGCAGUGGAGACAAAAUAGAAAUUUCAGUAAAGACAAAAGAAGAGGAUUCGUCUAAUGUUGUGGUGGUUAUUAUUAUUGUUGUUAUCGUUGUUGUGCUUCUUAUCAUCGUCGGCAUUGUAGUUUUCUACAAAAUAAGAAAAAGGACAAGAGAAAGGCAUCUGGAGCAACCAAUGGGUAUGGGUAAAAUGCGUUAGCCAAACGAACAAGUCCAGGCGAGGUAACCCUCAUAUUUGAAAUGAAGACAAUAUCGAAAAUGAAAAAAUUGUUAUAGUUAUUAUUUUAUUAACUUGGCUUGAUGACUGGAAUAUAAACUUGUGCACAUAUCAGUAAACUCAUUUCAUUAUAGCUGCUUAGUCUUUUUUGUCUUUUCGAAUGGAAUCAUAUAUGAAAUAAUUAUAUAUAAAUAUUUAAGGAUAUUAUUGCAUGCGAUAAAAAAUCUUAAGAUUUUAAAAUGUUUUAGUAUAAGGAAUAUUUUGCGUUCAUAAAAUGACAACCAGCAGUUGUAAAAUAAUAUGAUAGCAUUUAGGCAUAUUCAGGCUUGUUUCAAAUUUUAUGAUGUGCCACUAAAGAGAUAAGACGCCGAAGUCAACGUUCUUCCCUCUAAAAGCGAGCCCCACUUUAAUAAAGAGAGCAUAAUAUAAAUCCAACAAUUUAAAUAAAUUACAUUCGUCAUCUCAAAAGCAUGAAAUUCAAAUCAUAGAAACACCGCAUAAGAUCAUUCAUGCCCAUAGCCGAUAGCGACGUUUAAAACAGCUCUAAACAGCAGUAGCGGCACGACUUUUGAUGAUGCAGAUGCAAAACUAUUUCAGUGCCCAUAUUAAGAAACAAUCAAUUUUUAAAGAAAUAGUGAUAGUGAUUAAAACUUGCAUUUUGCCUGAUUAUCGUCCGUUCAAGAUCGAUGUAAAAUUACUUUUAUUUUUAGCUCUAUUGCAUCACCUAGUGCCUGUA
Dendronephthya gigantea is the source of this 4076-nucleotide messenger RNA. RefSeq lists its product as uncharacterized. Lineage: Eukaryota; Metazoa; Cnidaria; Anthozoa; Malacalcyonacea; Nephtheidae. The transcript has 14 exons. The record is from RefSeq and is a predicted model, not a curated record. Bases 1832 to 3322 code for a protein of 496 amino acids. Gene Ontology annotation, molecular function: protein binding.